Molecule: messenger RNA, 1931 nt
Organism: Lepus europaeus (European hare)
Lineage: Eukaryota; Metazoa; Chordata; Mammalia; Lagomorpha; Leporidae
Product: aflatoxin B1 aldehyde reductase member 4-like
Exons: 7
Coding region: 27-1124 (365 amino acids)
Source: RefSeq, a predicted model, not a curated record
ACGCCCCCUGCGCAAGCGCAGUCCCCAUGCUGCGUGCAGGGUCUCGCGCCGUGGCCCGCGCCGCCGUCACCUGCGCUCGAGGCUCCGGGGCGCUGGAGCCCUGCGCUGUAGCCAUGUCCCGGCCGCUGCAGGCAGCUUCGGGAGCCCGGGCUCGGCCCGCCACGGUGCUGGGCACCAUGGAGAUGGGGCGCCGCAUGGACGCCCCCGCCAGCGCCGCGGCCGUGCGCGCCUUCGUGGAGCGUGGCAACAGCGAGCUGGACACGGCCUUCAUGUACGGCGACGGCCAGUCUGAGAGCAUCCUGGGCGGCCUGGGGCUCGGGCUGGGCGGCGGCGGCUGCAGAGUGAAAAUCGCCACCAAAGCCAACCCCUGGGAUGGGAAAUCGCUGAAGCCCGACAGCGUCCGGUCCCAGCUGGAGACGUCGCUGCAGCGGCUGCAGUGCCCCCGCGUGGACCUCUUCUACCUGCACGCGCCUGACCACGGCACCCCGGUGGAGGAGACGCUGCGCGCCUGCCACCAGCUGCAUCAGGAGGGCAAGUUCGUGGAGCUGGGUCUCUCCAACUACGCCGCCUGGGAGGUGGCCGAGAUCUACACCCUGUGCAGGAGCCGCGGCUGGAUCCAGCCCACCGUGUACCAGGGCAUGUACAACGCCACCACCCGCCAGGUGGAGAAGGAGCUGUUCCCGUGCCUCAGGCACUUUGGGAUGAGGUUCUACGCCUACAACCCUUUGGCUGGGGGCCUGCUGACCGGCAGGUACAAGUAUGAGGACCAGGAUGCAAAAAAGCCGGAGGGCCGCUUCUUUGGGAAUAACUGGGCAGAGACCUACAGGAAUCGCUACUGGAAGGAGGAGCACUUCAAGGGCAUCGCCCUGGUGGAGAAGGCCCUGCAGGCUGCGUAUGGCAGCAGCGCCCCCAGCAUGACCUCGGCCGCCCUGCGGUGGAUGUACCACCACUCCCAGCUGCAGGGCGCCCACGGGGACGCGGUCAUCCUGGGCAUGUCCAGCCUGGCGCAGCUGGAGCAGAACCUGGCAGCCGUGGAGGAAGGGCCCCUGGAGCCGGCCGUCGUGGAGGCCUUCGAGCGAGCCUGGCACCUGGUUGCCCACGACUGCCCCAACUACUUCCGCUAGGCCGCUCGCGGCUCAGGCUGCCGCAGCCCUUCUCUGAGCACCUUUUCCGCCCCUUCUCCCCACCCCCCACCCCCCGCCAGUCUCUGCCUUAGCUGAGGCCUCCAGACCCUCAGGGUCCAUGCGCUCCCUCUCCAGGCCCCCGCCCUGGCCUGUGCCUUCGCAGUGCGGGCGGCCGAGGCCGAUCCUGCACGAGCUUUGCCUGCUGAGUGAGGCGGGCCCUUCCCUAGUGCAGCCCUGCCUGGGUGAACCCCAACCUCGUCUCCUCUGCAGCCCGCCCUGGGGCUGAGUGGGGGCUGAGCCAGGCGCUGGGUCUGAGAGGGCAGACGCGGUAGGAGGGGUCCCUAGGGUCUCCCCUGUCCUGCCCUCCGUAAGACCUGGCCUGGGCCCUGGCCUCCUUCGCUUGGGGUGGGGCACAGGCAGCUGGGUCCCAGGUAAAGCCACUGCCUGCAGUGCCAGCUUCCCAUAUGGGCACUGGUUCGAUUCCCGGCUGCUCCACUUCUGAUCCAGCUCUCUGCUGUGGCCUGGGAAAGCAGUGCAAGAUGACCCACAUCCUUGGGCCCCUAUACUCAUGUGUGAGACCCAGAAGUAGCUCCUUGUUCCUGGUUUUGGAUUGGCCCAGCCCUGGCUGUGGCAGCCAUUUGGGGAGUGAACCAGCAGAUGGAAGACCUUUCUCUCUCUGCCUCUCUCUCUCUCUUUGUAACUCUGCCUCUCAAAUAAAUAAUUUUUUUUUCUUUUAAAGACACCUUUGUUAUCCCUGAAUCCUAUAACAGAGUGGCUUUAAAAAAAAAAAACAAAGAUGGACAGAGA